AUGACUGACAGCUCCGCCUCUUCCCACAUGCGUCUUCCACUGCCCGGGAGUCCCUCGUCUUCCUGGGGCGCCUACACCGCGCGUCUCAACGCCCUCCGCCAUCAUCCCAACAUGAAGGUCGUCGUCGCCUUCUGGCUAUUCGGUAACGUCCCCCUCUCGCACGCGCAUCGUCGUCCCAGCCGUAUAACUGCUAACCUUGUGCGCGCCGCCCCCCGUCUAGGCCUCAUCAACAAUGUCCUCUACGUCAUCAUCCUCUCGGCCGCGCAGGACCUCGUGGGCACGGUGCCCAAGGGCGUCGUGCUCCUCGCCGAUGUCGUCCCGUCCUUCUUCGCCAAGCUCAUCGCGCCGUACUUUAUCCACCACGUGCCGUACCGCACCCGAGUCCUCACAUUCUGCGCCCUCUCCGUCGCCGGCAUGACGCUCGUGGCGCUGACGCCGCCCUCGGCCCCCGUCGCCGCCAAAAUGGUCGGCGUCGUGCUCGCCAGCCUCAGCAGCGGCGGCGGCGAGCUGAGCUUCCUCGGGCUCACGCACUUUUACGGCCCCGCGAGCCUCGCCGGCUGGGGCUCCGGUACCGGCGCCGCGGGGCUCGUCGGCGCCGGCCUGUACGUGGCGCUCACCGACUGGUGGCGCGUCAGCGUCCGUGGCAGCCUGCUCGUGGCGGCCACGCUGCCCGCCGUCAUGCUCAUCAGCUUCUUUGCCGUGCUGCCGCAGGGCCCGCUGCGCAAGGGCGCGACGGGCAAUGCCGGCUACGGCGCCGUGCCGGGCGACGAUGCGGCCGACGACGAGGAGGAGAGCUCGGCGACGGCCGCCCUCUUGGAUCCGGCACGGGCGCGGGCGGCGGCCGACGGGGCGUCGGAGCUGUCUGCCCUGAAAGCCAACUUGAGACGGGCAAAAUCACUGGUGGUGCCGUACAUGCUCCCGCUUCUUCUCGUCUAUGUGGCCGAAUACACGAUCAACCAAGGCGUUGCACCCACGCUCCUCUUUCCCCUCGCCGAGUCGCCAUUUGACGAAUUUCGCGGGUUCUACCCAUUCUACGGUUUUCUGUAUCAACUUGGUGUCUUUAUUUCGCGGUCUUCAAUACCCUUUGUCCGUAUUCGCCAUUUAUACCUCCCCUCCGCUCUACAAGUCGGAAACCUUGUUCUGCUGACGCUGCAUGCCAUGGUGUUCUUUAUCCCCUCCGUGUACAUCAUCUUUGUCAUCAUUUUUUGGGAGGGAUUGUUGGGCGGCGCUGUCUACGUCAACUGCUUUGCUGAGAUUAUGGAGAAUGUGCCCGAGGAAGAGCGUCUCGUAGGAAUCUUCUUGGAAAUCGGGCUUUGCAACUACCAAGUAGCGCACGGCCGGGAUUGGUGUAAGCAGAUCAAGGUGCAGCUGGAGGGUGUCCUCGGGACAGGCUACAAAUAUGGUUAUCACUGUGCUUCGGCUGUGGUGGUGGAGGCAUUGUCGAUAUUGUACCGAGACCUUUGGAGAGAACAUCAGUUGACGUGUGGAAGUCCCCAGACUACUCCGUACCAUGCUACCAAAUGCCGUACCGCCCUCGGCCCAGUCAGUGCCCCCCCAGACCUCCAGGUUCGGGAGGUUCGGGGCCCAAGAGUGGAUCCCGGCUAUGAGCGUUCCAGCGUCCGCAAAGCCCUGCCCCAAAGGCCCCCCCCGGCCCUCGCCAUUUUGGAGUCCAGGCACCACCUCCCGCCUAGAGCAGCCUCCAACCAGCCCACCGUCACCCGUCACCGCAACUGCUGCAUCUACAACACCAACGGCGCAUCAUCAUCACACAAGCCCGCUCCCGUCAGCGGCAUCAACUCUUGUGCAUCUGCGAGCGCCGCCGUCACUGUCGCCGCCCACCACAGUCCGUCGCCGCCGCCUCAUUUCCCCAUCGCCGUCCCGACACUGCGCUGCGCUGCCGCCACGCGCCCCCAGCUCGCGACGCCAGCUUUCCCGAUCCAGCCAGCCAGCCUUCUCCCAUCACCCUCGGAGCCAACCCGCCUCUCCAUCUCAGUGCUGGCCGUGCCCAUGCCGCCUCCCACCCGGACGCCGCCGCCGCAUCUGGGCCAGCAACAUCAACCGCCGCAUCACCAGCACAGUCACAGCUCCGGCAGCUACCAUGGUCCGCCGCCGCCCCGGCCGCCUGUCGGUGUAGCGCCGUCGCCGCACCCGCACCCGUCCGCCUCCUUUACCUCGGGCAGGGGAUUACCUGCGCUGGAAUCACUCACGCGAUCCUCGCCAGGGGCCGGCAGCUCCAUGUCGAUAUCGUCGAUGCUGGGCGGACCGCCUCCUGCCUCACGCGAGUCGCAGCCUCCCCCGUCGCACUACUCACCGCACUCUGCGCCCCCGACCACCUCCGCGGCUCAGUACGGCCCAUCCGUACAUGCGUCGCCCCGAAUGCACUCGGCCUCUUCCGACUUCAACCCAUUUCGACGCCCCCAGACGCCCGACCACCAGCGAAACUACGAUCCGCGCGGGAGCGCCGCCCAGUCCCCCCGAGGCCACUACGCCACCACACCCGAUGUUCAACGAUACGGCACACCGCAGUCAUAUCAUGUGAGGCACCCGUCCGCGCCCGCCGACACUGGCCGCGAGCCAGGUAGGAUGUCGACAGGUCCGCCAAACACGCCAGGCAAUCAGCCAAAGCCCUUUAGCAGCCUUCCGAGGCCGAUAGAUUUGGCGCGCGGUCCGCAAGAAGAACAAUAUGCGCGUCGCGAGGACCCUCGUCACGGUGCAGACUACCUAGACCGUACUACACAUCGACAUUAUCCAUUUGAUGACCGGUACCGGUUGGAGCGCGAUAGGCAGCCUGGGCCCGACCAACGAGAACGGGACGCGCGAGAGCACGCAUACGCUGGUGGAGAACCGCGCCACGGCCCGCCAGAGCUCAACCCCCGAAACCAGCCAUCCUAUCCAAGGCAACCAGAGCCAGUCGACCGACGCGAACCGCCUCGAGACCAACACUGGGGUCGGCAGCCACCCGAUCACAAUUAUCGCGCUCCCAUGGAGCAUCAACGUGGUCAUCCUGAAUAUCCGCCCGCGUCCGGCCCCUACCCGCCCCAUGGCCCUGCAUACCAAACAGCGCCGCCGCCGCCGCCGCCAACGCAGCAGCAGCAGCAGCAGCAGCAGCAGCAGCAACAACAACAACAGCAGCAGCAACAGCAACAGCAACAGCAACAGCAUCAAGACCGCUACGCACCCACAUCGCACCCGCAUCCUCAGACCUCUGGUAGCGGUCCUCCCCAGCCCUAUGAUUCCCCCGACCGAGCCCCUCUAGACCGACUGCAUCCUGGGCCCCGCCCUCGCGAAGACCAGAACCAGCACCCUCCUGCUGGGUACCACAACCCAGCGCAUGGUCCUGGGUCGUACGACCUUGCCCGACAGAGAAACGGAGAUGACCAAACCGGUCAAAUCCAUCAGCGCAAUCUUUUGGGCGUACAAGAGAUGAAUCGCAAGGGGCGUUUGUCGCCCCUCCCCCAAGCAGUGCAGGGCGCCCAACCACAACAACCAGGCCCCGCCGGCGAGCCAGGUAUCAAGAGUGAAUUUGGACGCAUGUUUGGUGGUAUUGGUAGCGGAGUUGGCAACAUGGGCGCUUCUAGUCCGAUGACGUCCGCGCCUGGCGGACAAACAGGCGGCAGCGCCUUGUCCAGGGACGAGGACCCUGCUGCCGAUGGUGCAAAGAAGCCGCGGAGAAGAAAGCUCAAGGAUGACAUUGACAAACCUGAUGAUGAGAGUACUGGAAGACGGACACCGGUUGGACGUGGCGCUAAGCGCGUCAAAGGACAUCACCACCAUCACCAUCACCACCAUCAUCAUCAUGCCCCCGAUUCAGUCUCUUCCCCGCUGGUUGGGAUAACGCCACUUAAGGGGGGUAAAUCGAGCGUACCGACCGACAUUGCCAGUGACAAAACCGCUACCGGAGCGCACCUUCACGCCGGGCGACCAGCACCGAGUUCCACACCCAAACCCGUCGAGAUUCAAGCGCCUGUCAUUCCGCCCAAGACAAAGACCAUCGUAUCAUCCAAAGCCGUGUUGGAGUCGAUAUCAAACAAACCUCGUCAUCACCUAGGGGACUUUGUCUACGAGACGGAAAUCAAACCCGGCAGACUUAUACCCAGAGCAUCGACUAAUCGCGGCUUUUCCUCAACACCCAAACCCCUGCCUCUGGACCGCCUCAAGGGCAAAGAGAACAGCAUAUUGACCAUCAAGGUUCCUCGCGUGCACCUCAUGCCCGUCGCGCGAGAAGAGAUAACUGCUCGAUCGUUCUUGUGGGGGACAGACGUCUACACGGAUGACUCUGACGUCGUUGCGGCUUGUAUCCAUGCUGGGUGGAUUAUGGGCGAAUGGGCCGAAGACAUUGAUACCGCCAUGCUGAGUCUAAACAAGGCUGACAGCGCCAAGGAGUCUAAAAAGUCCAAAGCGCCUGUCGAGUUUGCCUCUGAAGGUGUCAUAUCGUCCGUCCCCAAAUCCGGCCCGAUGCCGGUCCCAGCCAACCGUGACCUCCACAUCAACGUGGUCAUCGCACCGCGUCUCCUCAAGUAUGCCGGCUGCACGCGGUACGGCCUCACCAGCCGCGAAUUCGGUGGCGAGUUUGGUAGUCGUCACGCCGUCCAUGAUGGUGUCAGCUACAUGAUUGAGAGCAUCCGCUGGGUCGCCAACGGCGGGCAGUCGCAGGCGCGCCUGCGCGGACAGGCUCGUCGGGACCGCAUGCGCAAGGCCAUGGUGGAGGUCCACGCCAGCCUCGGCAACAUAAGCGGCCAGGAACGAACGCUGGAGCAGCAGCGCAUCAGUAAGCUGCGCGGCGAGAUACCGGGCACCUGGUGGAAGCCCUCUGAGAACGGCGGUGGCGGUGGUGACCAGACGGGUGGCCCGGACCAGGAUGUGCCCUCGGGUGACAAGGAGAACCUGACGGCCGGUACCGGUGAUGCGGCGGCGGCUGAGGGUGUUCCAGCUGAGGCCAAGGGCCGGCCUGCCGAUCAGGACGUGGACAUGGUCGAGGGCGUGGACGGCAAGCCCGCAGAUGUGAAUGGCGCGUAG
Molecule: messenger RNA, 5016 nt
Organism: Cordyceps militaris CM01
Lineage: Eukaryota; Fungi; Ascomycota; Sordariomycetes; Hypocreales; Cordycipitaceae
Product: Golgi integral membrane protein Cln3, putative
Exons: 7
Coding region: 1-5016 (1671 amino acids)
Biological process (GO): regulation of intracellular pH
Cellular component (GO): membrane; vacuole
Source: RefSeq, a predicted model, not a curated record